This is a messenger RNA of Microthlaspi erraticum, 1551 nucleotides long. The record is from the annotation of a GenBank genome assembly. NCBI's taxonomy places the organism in Eukaryota, Viridiplantae, Streptophyta, Magnoliopsida, Brassicales, Brassicaceae.
AUGAAGUCUAAUGCGGUUGUUUUUGUUUACUUGCAGGAAAUGGUUUACAUUGCAUCUGUUUAUGGAGAAUGGGUGAUAAAGGACAAUUUGUCUUGGCAUUUUGAGGUUGAUUAUCGGAAAGGAGGUAGAAUGUUCUCGUUGAGGGAUGGAUGUACACAUGAUGAGCUUAUUCAAAUGGCUUUAGAGGAUUAUUCGCUAACCAAGAUCGGACACCGUUUGGAAAUAUCAUAUCCAUUACCAGAAGUGUUCACUCAGCAAACGUGUAAUGAUUCUCCGCCCAUGUUUGUCACAAACGACAGACAAGUCGAAAGCUUGAUCGAGCUAAGUAGAAAUCAUGGUGUACGACUUUGUGUCUCUAGCAAAGGGAAGGAUGAAGACAACGUAGAUGGACCUUUGGAUGAAGACUUAGAUGAAAAUCUGGAUGAUGAGUUGAAGGAAGAGUUCGAUGAAGAGUUGGAUGAAGAUUGGAGCGCAGAACGAGAAGAAGUGUCUGAAGAGUCGGGUUGUGAUGAGGAUGAUGUAAGGGAAAAAGCUUAUGAAGGCGAUGAUGACACACACGCGGACUACAGUCAGUAUGGGAAAAUUAAAGAUGAAGACGUUGUCAUUGAUGUUCCUUUCGAUGAUCCCCGCCUUUUAGGGCGUGGUGUGGGUCAUCGUAUAGGAAUUGAUAAUUGGGAAGACAAUAUUUACGAGCACCAGAGCUUUGAUACCAAGGCCCAACUUAUCUCUGAGUUGCGUUUGACCGCGGUGAUGACAAGAUUCUCAUUCAGGAUAGCUGCGUCUACAAGAAAAGUGUUUGUGGCCAAAUGCAAAGUCGCUGGAUGCAAAUGGAGGCUUAGAGCGGCCGUAAAGAACGAACCCUCCACGUUUUGGGUGACAAAGUACGUGAAGUCGCAUACAUGUUCUGUUUCUGAUCGAGUACGUAACCAUAAACGUUGUACAACGAAGUAUAUUGGAAAGCUUUUUCUUGAUCGGACAGGGCUCAUUGAAGGAAUUGUGCCGCAACACAUAAGAGACUCUAUGAGGAGGAUGUUUGGAAUGAAGCUCGACUAUACGGCUUCAUAUAGAGCUUUGAAACAUGCCCAAGACUUGGUGUGGGGAACAGCUGAAGAAGGAUACGCGAAUCUGCCUUCUUACUUGCAAAGAAUCAAGGAUGCAAAUCCGGGAACUGUGACUGACCUUGUCUGUGACUCACAGGACCGUUUUAAGUACUGCUUUCUAUCACUCGCCGGUUCUAUAUCUGGUUUUCAGUAUUUGAGGAGAGUGAUUGUGGUUGAUGGGACUCAUCUUACUGGGAAAUACGGAGGAGCUCUACUCGUGGCUGCCGGACAAGACGCCAACUUUCAAAUAUUCCCGCUAGCUUUCGCAGUGGUCGAUGCUGAGGAUAGUGAAUCAUGGGAAUGGUUUUUCAACAAGCUUAGAGAUUGUUUCAGGCAAUUUCCGCCAAUGGCGAUAGUCUCUGACCGUGCCGCUGCCAUAGCUAGAGCAUUGGAAUCGUUAUGCCCUGGGCAUCAAGAGGAAUAUGCUACUAUCACCUCCAAGGUAAUAUAG